CGCGCCCCGCAGGCCCUGCUCCACCUCUGGGGCUGAGGGAGCCGCGGGGCCCCCGGGACCCCGGUGCGCGGGCUCGGGCUCUCGGUUCUGGGCUGUGCAGCCGUUCACACCCGCCGGCCCCGGCCCGGCCCUAAGCGCCAAGGCCGCUGUCCCUGAGCUCCCGGGGCGGUGCAGAAGCCCGGCCCCGCUCUGCUCCGCUGCGGUCAUGGCCGGCGCGGGGGGCCGAGCCCCGCUGGGUCUGCGGCGGUGGCUGUCCUCGGCUGCCCCGGCGCCCCGGGUCUGCGUGGUGGGCAGCGGCCCCGCCGGCUUCUACACGGCUCAGCACAUCCUCAAGCACCAUGGUGGGGCCCUGGUGGACAUCUACGAGAAGCUGCCUGUUCCCUUCGGGCUCGUGCGUUUUGGAGUGGCCCCAGACCACCCUGAGGUGAAGAACGUGACCAACACCUUCACGCAGACGGCGCGCUCGGGGCGCUGCGGCUUCUACGGGAACGUCACCGUGGGAAGGGACGUGACAGUGCCGGAGCUGCAGCGGGCGUACCACGCCGUGGUGCUGAGUUAUGGUGCUGAAGAUAACCGGGUCCUGGGGAUCCCAGGGGAGAACCUCCCUGGUGUUUACUCAGCCCGAGCCUUCGUGGGCUGGUACAACGGGCUGCCGGAGAACCAGGACCUAAAGCCUGACCUGAGCUGUGAGACAGCGCUGAUCCUGGGUCAUGGCAACGUGGCACUGGACAUUGCCCGCAUCCUGCUGUCCCCACUGCAGCUCCUCAGGAAGACAGACAUCACUGACAGCUCCCUGGCAGCUCUUGCCUGCAGCAAGGUGAAGCGUGUCUGGCUGGUUGGGAGGAGGGGACCUCUCCAAGUUGCUUUCACCAUCAAGGAGCUGCGGGAGAUGAUAAACCUGCCUGGUGCCAGAGCUGUCCUGGACCCUGCCGACUUCACAGGCCUCGAAAGUGCUGUCAAAGAUGCUUCCAGGCCCAGGAAGCGACUGACUGAGCUGAUGAUCAAAACAGCACUGGAGAAGCCAGUGGAGAUGCAGGCAGCAGCAGCAGGGGCAGCAGCCCCCCGGGAGUGGGGGCUGAAGUUCCAGCGCAGCCCCCAGGAAGUGCUGCCCAGUGCUGACGGGAGGAGGGCGAGGGGCGUCCGCAUGGCCCUGACCCGCCUGGAGGGCUUGGGUGACUCUGCCAAAGCCAUUCCCACUGGAGAUGUGGAGGAGCUGGAGUGUGGGCUGGUGCUCAGCAGCAUCGGCUACCGGAGCCUGCCGCUGGACCCGGCCGUGCCCUUCGACAGCCAGCGCGGGGUCAUCCCCAACAGCUCGGGCAGAGUGGAGGGUGUCCCAGGUCUGUACUGCAGCGGGUGGGUGAAGAGAGGACCCACAGGUGUGAUCAUCACCACCAUGAACGACAGCUUUGACACUGCCCAGUCUCUGCUGGAGGAUCUCCAGGGGGGUGUGCUGGAUCUAUCCCCUUCCAGAGAAGGCUUUGGGCUUGUGGAGAGCAUCCUGCACAGCCGAGGGGUCCGUCCCGUUUCCUUCUCGGACUGGGAGAAGAUUGAUGCUGCUGAAGUGGCGAGAGGCAAAGCUGCUGGCAAACCCCGGGAGAAGAUCGUGGAUCCUGCAGAGAUGCUGCGGAUCAUCGGUCACUGAGGCAGCACUGGUGGGACCGUGGCACUGCCCCAGUGGUACCGUCCUGGGGCAACACCAGUGGGUCAUGAGCAGAGCCUGGAGCACAGGCCUUCUGUCUGGGGCUGCUGGUGGCUCUGGAGGGGUGUGUGACACUGGGGCCUCUCUGGUAAUAAUGAACUCUGGGUUCCCAAAGUCUCAAGAUCUGAGGCUGUUGGCUGGCCCCACAUCCCUGCAGCCAGCUACCAUUCCUGGAGGUGAUUCUUGUCUGUCUUUGAAGCAUUAAUGAAUCAUGCAGUGCAGGUGAAGGGAGGUGUGUGUGCCCCUGAGGAACCAGGCAUUCUCUCACAGCAAGUCACAUGGAAAAGUUUCCCUGUGUCUUGCUGCCUCCCCUUUAAGCCACAAGCCAUAUGGGUUUGUUGCCUUGUCAUUCAUGCCAGAGCAGGCAUCUUUUAAUAAUGAUGUUUUUUUAAAAAUAAACCCUUACAGGGAAGCCAAAAUG
Molecule: messenger RNA, 2120 nt
Organism: Camarhynchus parvulus
Lineage: Eukaryota; Metazoa; Chordata; Aves; Passeriformes; Thraupidae
Gene: FDXR
Product: ferredoxin reductase
Biological process (GO): ubiquinone biosynthetic process
Cellular component (GO): mitochondrion
Source: RefSeq, a predicted model, not a curated record